Messenger RNA from Entelurus aequoreus (snake pipefish), 1699 nucleotides. It is a transcript of the gene map6d1, whose product is annotated as MAP6 domain containing 1. NCBI's taxonomy places the organism in Eukaryota, Metazoa, Chordata, Actinopteri, Syngnathiformes, Syngnathidae. Gene Ontology annotation, biological process: cytoskeleton-dependent intracellular transport; microtubule cytoskeleton organization; regulation of microtubule cytoskeleton organization. The record is from RefSeq and is a predicted model, not a curated record. Bases 479 to 1210 code for a protein of 243 amino acids. Gene Ontology annotation, cellular component: microtubule; cis-Golgi network; Golgi-associated vesicle. Gene Ontology annotation, molecular function: microtubule binding; calmodulin binding. The transcript has 3 exons.
CGAUUGACAAAAAUCACGGAUAUUAAUGUGUUUUUUUCCAAUCAGGCCUACAAUUACAUAAACAUAAUUUUGUAUCUAUAUAAUAGUUGAGUAUUGGCAUGCAUCAACUCAAUUAACAUGCGUUUAAAAUGCUCCGGUAAACCUCGACGCUGCAUCGUAAUUAUGUAACCUGAAGAGCCGCAGAGACGAUCUUUGAAGAAGCAGGACUUUCUGCAUCUGCAUGCAAGUUGGCUGACAUGGUGCAUGCACUGACGAGGGGCAUGUAGACGCGAAUAGAACAGAUAUAGGUUCUAAAGAGUGAGGGGAGUAUUCUAGAGAGAGGAGGCACAUACCCUGCAAGAGGACUGGCAGAACAUUAGAUCCGGGCUGGUGCUGCUGAGAUGGACCCUCUUUAAAAUAACCUGUUUGCCUUGCAGUUUUAUUAAUUUCAUUUAUUAUAUAUAUUUUUUUUUUUUUGCACAAGUCCAAUAGUUGUGCUAUGGCUUGGCCGUGCAUCAGCAGAGUGUGCUGCCUGGCUCGGUUCUGGAACCAAUUGGACAAAUCGGACCUCUCCGUGCCGCUCACCAUCCAGAACUACUCGGACAUCUCCGAGCAGGACGUGCGCUCCGUCACCCAGCAGGUCGCGUCCUCGGAGGUCAACUACACCCCGGCCCCCGGUGCCGACGGGCCGGAGACGAGAGGGUGUUUCCGGACCCGGAGGGAGGCCGGCCACAAGCCCCGGGAGGACGAGCAGCCUCCGCGGGUGCCUUUCCCCAGCGUCACGCAGUACAAGCAGGACUUCAAACCCUGGCCCAUCCCGAAGAAGGAGCACUUCCCCUGGAUCAGUGAUGGGGGCAGCCCGGUGAAGAAGCAGGAGGAGGGAAGAAGAAGCAGCUACAGACAAGAGUACAGGCCAUGGACCAGACCCAUCAACAGCAGCAGAAAACCACCUCCAGCUCCAUAUUCCAACCCGAGGACCAACCAGGACUGUCCUCAUGUCCCAACUGAGACCAGCUAUCAGGCUGCCUACAGUGGCGAGGCCAACAGGUCGGUUCACAUGGCCAAGUCGCAAGUUGGCCCCGCCCACAACCACAGCCCUCUUAUCCUGCAGAGCAUCCAGCAUAAGAAUGUGGAGCUCAGCACGUCAACAAAGAAUCAGGAACAUCUGGUUAGGACCAAGCUGCCACCAAACCCUUCUGCUCUCUUUCAAAGUGGACCGCGAGCCUUUUAGCAAGCGAGUGGCACCAGGCGAGAAGGUCUUCACACCAGAAUCUAUGCAAGGUGGUCCCUGCAGAGCUGAGAGGAUGACACGACAUCGACCACACAGGAGGCCCCCCACGCUCCCAUGGCCUGCCUCCUUCCUUUACAGCCCGGUUUGCUUCAGUUACUCUAGAAAUGAAUAUGCAUGUCAUGGAACUAGCGUGUUAUGCUGCUACACAAGACAAUGUGUCAUUUAUUUCCUCUUAAGUCAUGUUGCUUGAAAUGAAACUUUUUCUUAGUUUCAGCAGAUUACUAUGCUUAUAUUUAAUUAUUUAGAAAGUAUUAGUUUGUUAAUCAUUAUACUGUAGUGAGAGGAAAAUGUGACAAGGGUAAACAAAAUAAUGAAAUAAAAGUAUUAGGUCUUCUUAGUGCUUUUCCUGUUGUUUUUAGCACUAAAAUGUGAAUAAAUACAACACAGCACUUAAAAUUGAAUUUCACUCCCGGCUACUUGUGAUGCAGA